This is a messenger RNA of Phycomyces blakesleeanus NRRL 1555(-), 2194 nucleotides long. RefSeq lists its product as hypothetical. The record is from RefSeq and is a predicted model, not a curated record. Lineage: Eukaryota; Fungi; Mucoromycota; Mucoromycetes; Mucorales; Phycomycetaceae. The coding region runs from base 1 to 2133 and encodes 710 amino acids. The transcript has 5 exons. Gene Ontology annotation, biological process: actin cortical patch assembly; endocytosis; endosomal transport. Gene Ontology annotation, cellular component: cytoplasm; mating projection tip; nucleus. Gene Ontology annotation, molecular function: protein binding; calcium ion binding.
AUGAAACCCCGACUUUCUUUACUGGCUAUGACUAUUUUUGGCAAUUCACCUCUUUUCUUUUUCCUAUUCCUCGUUUUGACCAUGACUUCCAUUAGUCUGAGCUUUCUUGCUCAAGCCGACCAAAGUCGAUAUGAAUCCUUAUUCAACCAAGCGUCUGGAAAUUUGACUUAUUUAUCUGCAGUGGAUGCUAGAAACGUACUCUCUCGGUCAAAUUUAGGCGACGAUGUAUUAGCAAAGAUUUGGGAUCUUUCCAAUGUCACACAAUCUCCUCGACUUACAUUCCCAGAAUUUGCUCUAGCUAUGUAUCUAACGUCUAUAAAAAUGACUGGAAGGGAAAUCCCAAAUGCACUUCCUGACAAUAUUCGAGGAGAGAUCGAAACAGCCGUUGCCAUGAUCCAAUCUACCGAUCCACGCAACCAGGCAUCAUCAAUUGUCCCUACAGUACAGCAAUCUUUACCUACAGGUUUAAACUCUGGAAUCGGACCACAGCGCUCUUUAUCCACAUCCAUGCUCAACUAUAUGCCAACAGGACAACCUUCACUCCAAGCACAAAUUACAGGAUUCCAGUCAAUGCAACCGACAGGAAUACAAGGAUACAAUCUUGAUUUCACUAAUGGAAUGAUGCCCCAGGCUACAGGAGCAUAUCCAAUGCAAAAACGAUCUUUUGCAAGUCUGCCUGGAAAAGUCAAAAUUCCUUGGGCAGUCAGUAAAGAAGAAAAAGAGAGAUAUACCAAGAUAUUCAAAGCAUGGGACAAAGAAAGAAAAGGAUAUUUGACAGGCGAGGUUGCAAAAGAGAUCUUUACACAAUCCGGUCUUCCCCAGAACGUAUUGAUGCAAAUCUGGAAUCUAUCUGAUCUAAACAACCAAGGAAAACUCAAUGUAGAUGAAUUUUCGGUUGGAAUGCACCUUAUAUAUCGAAAGAUAAAUGGUUAUGAUGUUCCUAUAAGCCUUCCUGCAGAAUUAAUUCCACCUUCUACACGAGAAUUGAACGACAGUGUUAGCGAACUGAAGAAAUCAAUUCUCCAAGGCAUCGCACAAAAAAAAGGAAUAUCAAACUUUAGUUCUUCCCCCUCCCUUCUCUCCCCUCACACUCAACCAUCGCGUACACGAUCUGUUAGUCCGGCGCGCAACAAAGAACGCUCACAGGAACCAGACGAAGUGGGGUAUGUUUCAAGUGCACGGCGUAUGGGCCCUGAUAGAGGUCGAUGGGGACAAGCGAGAGACAAAUCGCCUGGUCCAGCUGCGACACGUUCAGUGACAUCUAGCUAUGAGUACCGUGGAAAAACAACACGAAUGAUGGAUUUGCGCAAAAACAUUGCUGAAGAAAAGAAGAGAAUUGAAAAUUUUGAGCAUGAUGCUAUCCAUGUCAAGCCAAAGUCAUUAAGCAAGCUAUCUUAUCUUGACCGCAAAGAUAUUGACGAUCUUAAAGAAAGGAUCCGAGAACUUCAGACUGAGAUAAUGAAAUCUGAAGGUGAUAGUGCUGGCCAUAUAUGGGACUCUUAUAUUGAGAAAACGGCCGAAUUGAGCCAUGUAGCAGAUCAAGAAAAGGCUUUGGAGCAGGAGAUAUAUUAUUUGCUCGAAGAUACUCUUAGGGGACUUGUACGACAAGUCAAAGAAACUGAAGAGGACUUGAAAAAUAAAAAGGUCCAGCUAGUUAAAAUGAAUGCCGAGAAGACUUCUAAAUCCGGGUCACCUUCCCUUGAGAUCAUAGGCACAGGCCCAGGUGGUGCUGUCACAGAAAGUGAUCGUAUUCGGGCUAAAGCCAAGGCAAUGGUGGCAGCUCGUAUGGGAAAGAUUACGGGCAAGAUUAGUACUGUCGAUAUCAGAGCAGAAACCAAGAAGAUUGAAGAUGAAUGUGAAGAGUUUAAAGAGUAUGCUGAGUCCGUAUCUGAUGGUCUCAAAGAAAUCGAAAAUUCUGUACGGUCGAUUCAUAUGGAAAUUAGUAUGAUUGGAUUGGAUAGUGGCAAACAGGCUCAAGACCAGAAGAAGAUUGAAGAAAGAAACCGAUUUGAGCACGGAGUUCGAGUAGCCGACGAUCUAAAAGCAUUUAUACAGCAGCUUUCGUUCGAAACUGCAACUGCGAAAGCACCAGAAGUAGAUCCUUCGUUUGAACGUCGGUUUCCAGAGUUCUAACUCGUAUUUUUUUUUACAUAUAUAAUACUGGGUGGAAAUAAUAGGAUAAAAUUCCCUUGUU